AUGUCGCCAAACGAGCAGAUUGCCAGGCGGCGACUUCAUGCCACUACGCGCCAUCUUGCCGCCACCGGCACCGCCGUCGCCGACUAUCCCACCUCUCACGAACAGAUCACCAACAUUGUUGACACGCACAACUUCAUUGACAACCAGUUCGUCCCCUCCCAAACCUCGCAAUGGAUCGACCUCCAUGAUCCUGCCACCAAUAACCUCGUCACUCGAGUGCCUCAAUCCACCGAUGCCGAACUGAAGGCGGCUGUGGCGUCUGCCGAGAAAGCCUUCCCGCAAUGGCGAGCUACAUCCAUUAUUUCCAAACAGCAAAUCAUCUUCAAGUUGACUCACUUGAUUCGCCAGAAUAUGGAUCGAUUGGCCGCCUCUAUCACACUUGAACAAGGCAAGACAUUCGCAGAUGCCAAAGGCGACGUCCUUCGUGGCUUGCAAGUCUGUGAAACCGCCUGCGGCAUUACCACCCAGCUCACUGGCGAAGUCAUCGAGGUGGCAAAAGACAUGGAAACUCGUUCGUACCGUGAACCGCUGGGCGUAGUAGCAGCCAUCUGCCCGUUCAAUUUUCCGGCCAUGAUUCCGCUCUGGAGCAUUCCUGUAGCGACGGUGACGGGCAACUGCUUGAUCCUCAAGCCCAGCGAGCGAGACCCUGGUGCUGCUAUGAUCCUGGCUGAAUUAUGCAAGGAAGCCGGAUUCCCCGAUGGAGUGGUUAACAUCGUCCAUGGCUCGGCCAAGACUGUUGACUUUAUCAUCGAUGAGCCGGCCAUUAAGGCUAUUUCCUUCGUGGGUUCAAACCGUGCCGGUGAGUAUAUUUAUACUCGAGGUUGCGCACAGGGAAAGCGAGUCCAAGCCAAUCUGGGCGCAAAGAAUCACGCUGCAGUACUUCCGGACUGCAAUAAGAAUCACGCAUUGAACGCCAUCGCCGGUGCCGCCUUCGGCGCUGCGGGACAACGGUGCAUGGCACUUAGCACACUCGUGAUGGUGGGCGAGACGAAAGACUGGUUGCCAGAACUUGCCGAGCGUGCGAAGGAGCUAACCAUCAAUGGCGGAUUCGAACCCGAUGCCGAUCUCGGUCCCUUGAUCAGCCCACAGAGCAAGAAACGCGUCGAAGAUUUGAUCCAGAGCGCCCAAGAUGAAGGCGCAACCAUCUUGCUUGAUGGACGGGGUAAACACCCACCUAAAUAUCCCAACGGCAACUGGGUCGGUCCAACCAUUAUCACCAAUGUCAAGCCGCAUAUGAAAUGUUACACAGAAGAAAUAUUCGGCCCUGUCCUCGUCUGUUUGAACGUUGCCACGACUGAGGAAGCCAUUGACCUGAUCAAUUCCAACCCCUAUGGCAACGGCGCCGCCGUGUUCACGCGCUCCGGUCCCACCGCCUCCCUCUUUCAAAAAGAACUUGAGGCAGGACAAAUUGGAAUCAACGUUCCUAUUCCCGUGCCGCUCCCGAUGUUCAGCUUCACCGGUAACAAAAAGAGCGUGGCAGGGACAGGCCUCGCGAACUUCUACGGCAAGGAUGGCAUCAGGUUCUACACCCAGUGGAAAACGGUGACAAGUUUGUGGAGGGCCGAGGAUGCCUUGGCUACCGAGAAGCAGGUUUCUAUGCCGACGCAUUCGUAG
Cladophialophora bantiana CBS 173.52 is the source of this 1614-nucleotide messenger RNA. RefSeq names its product methylmalonate-semialdehyde dehydrogenase (acylating). NCBI's taxonomy places the organism in Eukaryota, Fungi, Ascomycota, Eurotiomycetes, Chaetothyriales, Herpotrichiellaceae. Gene Ontology annotation, biological process: thymine catabolic process; L-valine catabolic process. The record is from RefSeq and is a predicted model, not a curated record. Bases 1 to 1614 code for a protein of 537 amino acids. Gene Ontology annotation, molecular function: malonate-semialdehyde dehydrogenase (acetylating, [NAD(P)+]) activity; methylmalonate-semialdehyde dehydrogenase (acylating, NAD+) activity. Gene Ontology annotation, cellular component: mitochondrion. The transcript has 2 exons.